This is a messenger RNA of Seminavis robusta, 1101 nucleotides long. Lineage: Eukaryota; Bacillariophyta; Bacillariophyceae; Naviculales; Naviculaceae. The record is from the annotation of a GenBank genome assembly.
CUACUAAUACUGUGUAGAGCUACCUGAGCUCUACAGGCUAGCUAUAAUAGCAAAGCUUUAGCUAGCAAUCAACAAGGCUUUCAAGUUUCAACAACCUUGAAACCAAACCCAGAUCUUUCUCUCACAAUUUCAAGUUUGCAGCCUCAAAACCGCCUUCUUUCUCAAUCCCAAAUAAUUAUAAAAAGAAACACCAGCCAGCCAUCCUCACCAUGAGUGCAACUACCUUUUACCCCUGCGCUGACAGUGCCGUUCACAUGAACCUUCGAGGUGUUCAGCACCUGGAAGCCAACCGCUUCUUGGAAGCCAUCACAGAGUUUUCUCGUGCUCUUACCACUGUCAAGACUGUCCUUUCCCAACAAGAUUCCAACGGCAACUUGAUCAUGGAGACUGAUGAAUACGCCACCAAGGAACCAAGGCUCAUCUUUCAGUUUGCCGAACCAGACGACGACGACGAUGAUGAUGAAGAUGAAGACAGCAGCAGCAUGAAGGUGGACCAACAACAAGAAGAGGGUUCCCCCUUUAUCUUCAAGAGCGCCAUUGUGGCUAGCUUUUCGUGCCGCGCAUCUCCUGCUCAAGAUCAAGACGACUUUCAUUCGUUGGUCAAGUUCUCCUCCUCCAUUCUCUUCAACCUCGCUCUCAGCUACCAUUUGGCUGCCAUGGAGCAUGCUUCCAGCAACGAACAAAAGAUGAAGCGACUCCUUCAAAAGGCAUUGACAUUUUACAAGCUUGCCUACACAAUGAUGCAGGAUACCAAGAACAAUGGUGUCAUGGAGACCAUGGCCAUUGCCAACAACUUGGGACAUGUCCAGCUCACCGUUGGCGACAGCGACAAGGCCCGACAGUGCUACGAACACUUGCUUAGCACCAUCAUGUUUGUUGCAGAUACGGGCGACCGCAACAGCAUCCCACAAUUCGAUGGCUUUUUCCACAGUGUUCAAGCAGUCGUUCUUCCCUUUGGAACCACUGCUCAAGCUGCAUAAGCGUUGCUUGCAUCAAUCGAUUACUGUCCUACUACUAGCUACCGCUCCUUUACAUGAUACACUUCUUUUACAUACUACACUGUACUAUUAAAACUGCUCAAUUAAAAGAACAUCAUCUUUC